Molecule: messenger RNA, 2867 nt
Organism: Mytilus trossulus (common blue mussel)
Lineage: Eukaryota; Metazoa; Mollusca; Bivalvia; Mytilida; Mytilidae
Product: 3-hydroxybutyryl-CoA dehydrogenase-like
Exons: 8
Coding region: 258-1133 (291 amino acids)
Biological process (GO): fatty acid metabolic process
Molecular function (GO): NAD+ binding; oxidoreductase activity
Source: RefSeq, a predicted model, not a curated record
GUACCUCAUUCAUAAUUCAAACUUAAAUCAAUAGUUUAUAUCAAUGAAUUUUAAAAAUAAUGGUUUAAGUAAAUAUUCAAUUAAUUAUGCUGAUUUCAAUUCGAAAAAAAAUGAUAAAAAAGUAAAAUACUUCUCAAGAAGUUCUCCCUAUCAAGGGAGGUAAUAAAUUAAAAAUGGUGGACACAGAGGUAAACAAACAGUACACAGAUAUGUAAUAAACAAUUCUGGCACUCUGUAGUUCACAUAUUAAUACAAAAAUGGUGAAAAUAGCAAUAAUAGGUGCUGGAUUACUUGGCACAAAGAUUGCAGGUGAAAUGGCUUACUAUGGACACAGAGUAAAGAUCCAUGAUGUGAACAUUGGAUCCCUGAACAGUGUCUACGGUAGAAUGGAGAAUGACAAAAAAGAACUACGAAAUGAUGGACUACUUCUAACCAAUAAUUAUAUUGGACCAGUGUUGUGUAUGAGUAGACUAGAAGAAACAGUCAAUGAUGCAGAUUUUAUAUUUGAAUGUGUCAUUGAAGAUUUAAGCAUCAAAAAUGAACUAAUGGAAAGAAUAACUUACUCCUGCAAACCAGAGUCAAUAAUAUGCACAAAUUCACUGAGACUUAAAGUUGAUGAUGUUUUCUGUAAAGUUCAAGGCAAAGAGAGAUGUAUUGGAUUAAGGUUCCUGUAUCCAGUAUUUACCAUACCAGAAGUAGAACUUACUCCCUGUCAACAUACCUCUCAAAGAAAUGUAACCAAAGUAAGAGAAAUGUUGGAAAAGAUGGGUAAAGUACUAUUCUUCAGAUCUGGGACACAACCUUUGAUUUUAUCUGACCUGCAGAGAGAAGAAAGAAAGAAAGCUUGUUUAGAAAGAAUAUUAAACUCAUCAGGUAUGGGGUGUCUAUAUGAGAAAACCAUUCCAAGUUUGACCUUGGAGCCAGGAGGUCAUGGGGGCAGUGUUGUCACUGUCAAAGAAACCAAAAAAGAAGAAUGUGCUAUAUGUAUGGAUAGAUCAAGAAACAGUGUGAUAUGUCCAUGUCAUCAUUUAGUAGCUUGUUAUGAGUGUACAAAGAUGUUACUAAACAGAAAAGAUGCCUGUCCUAUCUGUAGAAAAGACAUAACAGAAGUUAUCAGAGUUUAUCAUUCCUAGCUAAAUUUAAAUGUUGUCUCUUGAAGAUAUGUAUCUUUCCUCAACCAUUUCGUUAUAUGGGCCCACAUUAUUUGUGAGAAGACAAAUAGUUUGUGUCCUGUUCAUUUGUGUGUCUGACAUUUUUCUAAAGUUUGCCACACAAAAUGUCUCACAUUUGAUAAACUAGAAGCAAUGGAAUUAAACUUAAGAAAAUGACUUCAUUUUAGUUCUGCACUUCUUAUUUUAUUUACAAUGACUUGAGAAAAACCUUACUGGUUCUCAAUAGCAAAUCUCAUGCAAUUCACAUUGGAAUAGAAUGAACCAUGAUAGAAUUGCCUCAGAACAUGUACAGUUGGAUUUCAUAGUUUUUUGUAGAUUAAAUGGUUUUAGGAUUAACUUUCUGUUUAUGCCACCUGAACAGAGAGAAUUAGGGAAACAUAUGAAUUUAUGUCAAAACAAACAUUAGUUCACCAGAAAAUGGCAUUUAUCUGUCUCACUUUGUGUUCAUAGGGUACAGGAAAUGAAUAAGCAGUUUUUUUUUUAAAAUACCCUAAGAAAGAAUAUAAGUGUAACCUUAGUUAUUGUUUUAAAGGUGUAUAUAUGUUGAUUAUUUUCAGAGGCAUUAGCGGUUGUUGGUUGAUGUGGUCUGUUGUACUGUUUCUAUGAUUAUUUUGGUUAAUUUGUUGUAAAGAUCUGUUACCCUUUGUCUAUGAAGUGCACCAUACCCUUAUCCAGAGGGGGGUUCGGACAAUCUCCCCUUGAAAUCAAAUAAGCACUGUUAAAUCAAUAGUCUGUUCGAAUUGUGACUGUUAAAGUCGAGUUUGUGAGUCCCCCCCCCCCCCCCUUAGAAAUUCCUGACUAUGGGCCUGUGCACAGUGUAUUGUUUUGGUCAAAUAUAUACAAUCAUAUAGCUAAAGCAGGAACUGUACAUGCAUAAUAGAUAAAUGGUGACACUUUUUUCAGUUGGUAUUGUGGCUCAUAUGAAAAUGCGAUGUAAUGUAGAAAAAGAAUUUUUCAAAAAUGAAAAUUUUUAAAAUGACAUCUUGUAACUGUUAUGUGGUAUUUUAUUUUAUGUAACAAUGUAUUUUGUGUACAAAAUUAUCUUACACCAAUAAUUAAAUACAAACUGAACUGAUAAAAAAAAAUGACACUUCUAUAAUGGCAUAAUAUUUCAUAUUGAAAAAAGGAAACUGUAGUAUAGUGAAGAGUAUUAUACUAAUGUCUGUGAUAUAAUUGUUUUAAUGUCUGUGAUAAUAUUGUUUUAUAUAUACGCUUAUAUUGUUUUCUAUGAUUUUAUAAAACAAUUGAUAAUCAUGUUUGUUCAGCUAUUAUUCUUUGGUGAUCUGGAAUCCAGACUUCAUGGUCAAAUGUUUGACUUUUGGUACAUUGUAUUGCAAUAAAGCAAAUCAUUUGAGAAAAAAAAUCACUUUUACUAUUACUUGUCAAUUGGCUUGUUAACUUUAACAAUUAUCAAAAAUCCCUUUGCAAGAUUAAGAUGUGAUUACAAACAGAUAUAUAUUUUAUAUUUGCAAUUAUGAAGGGGAACAAAAGUUAUAUAUAUUUUCUUCCUUCUGAAUUAUUAAAUAUUACGUCCCACCAAUUAAUCUGCCACACACUAUUUCUUGAGAUUAGCUCUCAGAUUGUACUUCACACUAUUAAAUUCUGCAGUUAUAAGGACAGUUAUAUUAGAUAUGUUAAAAAUUUAAUUAGUCAGGUUCAUAUGUUUUUUAAGUAUGUAGUGUAAAAAUCAGGUAU